This is a messenger RNA of Dibothriocephalus latus, 129 nucleotides long. The record is from the annotation of a GenBank genome assembly. NCBI's taxonomy places the organism in Eukaryota, Metazoa, Platyhelminthes, Cestoda, Diphyllobothriidea, Diphyllobothriidae.
AUGGACACCUAUUACCAGCCGCCGCUGGAAGACGAGGACUCGGGCUUCGAUGGCAAGGGCGGCUACUGCCAGAGCUUCACGCACUCCCAUCACCCCAACUACAGCGAGGAGGACGACGGUCUCAUCAGU